This is a messenger RNA of Diprion similis, 1616 nucleotides long. It is a transcript of the gene Pex2, whose product is annotated as peroxisome biogenesis factor 2. Bases 683 to 1519 code for a protein of 278 amino acids. The transcript has 2 exons. Gene Ontology annotation, cellular component: peroxisomal membrane. Gene Ontology annotation, biological process: protein import into peroxisome matrix. The record is from RefSeq and is a predicted model, not a curated record. Gene Ontology annotation, molecular function: zinc ion binding. NCBI's taxonomy places the organism in Eukaryota, Metazoa, Arthropoda, Insecta, Hymenoptera, Diprionidae.
CCACUCCCCAGGUCCCAAACUCGGGCACGUGACAGAGCCGAUUUGGGUCCGUCUAUGCUGCGGCGGUGCCGAGGAAGACGUCGCCGUCGGUGACGGAGAAGAGCCGACGAGCCGGCAAUCCUAAGAGCAAAACAUCGUCGCGCCAGUCGGCGCAGGAAACUCGCGAAAUAGGACGAACGACACUCGCACCAAACACACCGCGAUGACGUCACACCACCAGCGGCAACAUGGAUCCCUCGAGUCUCGAGCCGAGCUCGUAUAACCUCGAAUCUCGAUUCACGGCCACUCGCCGAUUAUCUCUCCGCCGCUCGUCGCUGCCUCGCUUUUAUCGCGAUUUAAACUGCUCGAACCACCCGCACGCAUUCACUCGACGAUGGCUUUUCCUUCCCUCGAUUCUACGCGAAUAACCUUGACUUCUGACAGACAGCAACACCGCCGAACUUCGGGUUCCCAGUCCUGUCAGUGACUAGCGCUGACUAGCGCAGACGACUCACGACGAGGCUGCUCUCCUGAGGCGUAGGCGAACCGACGCACAUAUUCGACCAUAUUCUACUGACGGACACCCUCGACGACGUCUUGAUGCAAGGCUGCGUACACGAUCCUGGACCGGUCUUGAUUGCUGUCAGUAUCGACGGUUUUUUUACACUUUGUCAACGGAUAAUACACCAGACGAAAGAGCGUCAUGGCAACAUCGGCUUACGUGUCACGGAUCAACCAGAUCGACGCGUCUCAACUUGACAACGAGAUUUACCACAUCCUACAACAGCAAACUAACGAGAUAUCGAAGGUGUGCACGCCUGGAACGGUUGGGAAAUGGCAGCCAGAAAUUAAUGCCCUGUUGAAAGUGGUCGUAUGGAACUAUUCUCUUAGAAGCGGAAACUCUACCUUUGGACAGCAGCUGUUGAAUCUUCACUAUGAUAAAUAUAACAAGAAAAAGGCGAUUCUCUAUAUUAUUCUUAGCGUUGUUCCCAGAUAUCUUCAGGAAAAGAUGAUCGAUAAUAGAUUGAUUGGGAGUAUGGAGACGGGGAAUCAAAUCCAGCGCUUCUUCGAUUGGGUAUCUACAACUGUUCGAUUACUGAAUUUUGUCAAUAUCUUGGUUUUUCUGAACCAAGGGAAUCAGCCCAACAUCGUUGAAAGAAUACUGGGAAUAUACAAUCAACCAACGACGACGCAAAGGCCAAGGAACAUUGGUUAUUCUUAUAUGACGAGAGAGUUAUUGUGGCACAGCUUGAUAGAAUUAUUCACUAUCGGCCUACCAAUGGUGAAUAUUCACCUCAUCAAGCAAAGGAUCAAGCGACUCUGGUCAACGAGGAAAAUUAUUGGUGGAUCUGUCAUCCCCAGAUUGGAGUUCGACACAAAAUGUCCAGAAUGCGAUCAGAGUCCUAAUUUACCGAGGCAUGCCGGAUGCGAACAUAUUUUCUGCUACUACUGCAUGAAGGCACGUUUCACUGUCGACGUUUCCUUCGAGUGUCCUUCCUGUGGAGUGCAAUUACACUCAGCACAAAUGAGGACUGCUUGACUUCUAGACCAUUGAUCCGCAGUCUAUAUUUCUGUGCUAAAUAUCUCUGUACAUAUACAUAAGCAUUGAAAUAAGGAUAAAAGUUCAAAUAUUUUAA